This is a messenger RNA of Rotaria socialis, 348 nucleotides long. NCBI's taxonomy places the organism in Eukaryota, Metazoa, Rotifera, Eurotatoria, Philodinida, Philodinidae. The record is from the annotation of a GenBank genome assembly.
AUGAGUAAUACAUUUGAUCAAGAUUUUUGUCCAGCAUGUGGAACAAUAUUGCCUUUACCAGAUGGUUCAUCAAUGAUUCAAUGUUUACUAUGCAAAAAAAUUCAAGAUAUAUCAGUAUUUCAUGGUACACAAUCAACUAUUCAUGUUGAUUUUCAAAAUAUUGAAGAUAGUAGAAGAACAUCAGAAAAUAAUGAAGCUAUUGAGGGCACAUUGAUUCAACGAAAAUGUCCUCGUUGUGGACAUGAUGAAAUGUCAUUUACAACAAGACAAUUACGUUCAGCAGAUGAAGGACAAACGGUCUUCUUCUUAUGUCCAAAAUGUUCAUUUCAAGAAUUGGAAAAUUCUUAA